CCCAACCACAACCCCAACCCCAGCCGUCAUUAUUAUCGUCUCUAUCACCACCACCAGAGCCAAUACGAUUCUGUGCUAACCACCUCCUUUGGGUUCGUGUCCAUACCAAAAACCUCGUGGGCCAGAUUGCCUGCAGUAUCAUGUCGUCAAAGGCCAUCACCCUUCAACUUCGGCCGAGAGGCAAACCUAUCAAGGCGUUACCGGAUUCACUAGACCUGAGCCCCAAUGCCACAGCCGCCGACAUCUAUGAAAAGAUCUCACAAUUGACCAAGUUCUCUGUACACCAAUUGCGAGUCACAAAAGGAAGCGAUGGAACAGUCGUCCCCAACAACCGAGAUGUAUCUGUCCAUUCAACAGGACUGCGAGAUCAGAGUACUGUCAAUGUAAAAGACUUGGGCACUCAGAUAGGCUGGCGCACAGUCUUUAUCGUGGAAUACUUGGGCCCCAUUCUCAUCCAUCCACUCGUCUAUUCGCUGAGGCCUUACCUGUAUCCAUCGGCCCCAGAUGAUGCUUCGACGCUUCAGACCAUUUCCCUUUGGUUGGUGGUUCUGCAUUUUAUCAAACGAGAGUUGGAAACCAUAUUUGUUCACCGAUUUUCGGCUGCUACCAUGCCGUUGCGGAACAUCUUCAAAAAUAGCUUUCAUUACUGGGCCAUAUCAGGCCUUUUGAUUGCCGCCUUCAUCUAUUCACCUUCGUCGUCCACCGCAAAGGCGGCAAACCCUGUUCUGCUCUAUCCAGGUCUGGCUCUAUACGUCUUGGGCGAAUUGGGCAAUUUGCAAACUCAUCUUACACUCAUGGGAUUGAGAAAGGCGGGAGGGACGGAGAGGGGAAUCCCCCAAGGGCCACUCUUCAACCUGGUGACAUGUCCCAAUUACCUGACAGAAAUACUGUCGUGGAUCGGCGUCUAUCUUGUAAGUGGCUUGAGCUGGGGCGUCUUUAUCUUCAUUGUGAUCUCCGCUGCUCAAAUGGGUCAAUGGGCCAAAAAGAAGGAGCGGAGAUAUCGCAAGGAGUUUGGCGACAAGUACAAGAAGAAGCGGUACACCAUGCUCCCUGGCAUCUGGUGAUUGUUCCGACAUGAGUUGGGGACAUUACGUGGUGGUUGGACCUGGGCCUCGACAUGUCUAUGUAUAUUAUCUUCCAGUUCGUAGAUCAUGCUACAAACAUAACCAUUACGGUGUUAGCAC
This is a messenger RNA of Exophiala mesophila, 1184 nucleotides long. RefSeq lists its product as uncharacterized. The record is from RefSeq and is a predicted model, not a curated record. NCBI's taxonomy places the organism in Eukaryota, Fungi, Ascomycota, Eurotiomycetes, Chaetothyriales, Herpotrichiellaceae. The transcript is spliced from 2 exons. Gene Ontology annotation, biological process: very long-chain fatty acid biosynthetic process. The coding region runs from base 141 to 1064 and encodes 307 amino acids. Gene Ontology annotation, molecular function: oxidoreductase activity, acting on the CH-CH group of donors.